CGCCUCGCUGUAGCGCCAGACCCGGCCUUCGCUCGCUCGCUCGCUCGCUCGCUCGCUCGCCCGCCCGCUCGUCGGUACCUGCUCCCGGUGGCCCUGAAGGCGGCGGACCAGGGGCGGCCCCAAAGAGUAGGAGGCGGAGGGGGAGCAGGUGUGCUGGUCCAAGUGUUGCGGCGGCGCACUCGCGGCGAGAAUCCGGAGGAGGAGGAGGAGACUGCAAGGAUAGGCCCAGGAGCAAUGGCGUCCAAAGAGAAACAAGUGGUGAAAAGUGUCAACAUGGAAAGUGCCCAGCAGGAAAACGAAAAGAAGAAUGAAAAGGAGCAAGUUGCUAAUAAAGGAGAGUCCUUAGCCCUCCCUUUGGAAGCUGGAGAAUAUUGUGUGCCUCGAGUAAAUCGUAGGCGGUUCCGUGUUAGGCAGCCCAUCCUGCAGUAUAGGUGGGAUGUGAUUCAGUGGCCUGGAGAACCACAGGGAAGGAUGAGAGAAGAGAAUAUGGAAAGGAUUGGGGAGGAGAUGAGACAGCUGAUGGAAAAGCUGAGGGAAAAGCAAUUGAGUCAUAGUCUGCGGGCAGUUAGCACUGACCCUCCUCACCAUGACCAUCAUGAUGAGUUUUGCCUUAUGCCUUGAAUCCUGACGUUUUCCCUGAAGUUAAAUAGGAAGGCACACCUGCUUCCUAAAUUUACAUGUUCUCAAUGUACCUUUGUUGUAAACCUUUUAGUGUUAUAUGUCUCUUAUGGGCCUCCUAUGACCAGCUUCUAAUUGAAUGUUGUAUUUUGACCCAAUCUGUAAGAUUCUGUCAGCAGGGGAGUUUUACCCUAUUGCAUGGCAAGAUGUUCAUUAUAUAUUGUGGAGUUAAUAAAGCAGUUUAAAAGACA
Molecule: messenger RNA, 869 nt
Organism: Canis lupus familiaris (dog)
Lineage: Eukaryota; Metazoa; Chordata; Mammalia; Carnivora; Canidae
Product: protein BEX1-like
Exons: 3
Coding region: 235-621 (128 amino acids)
Biological process (GO): signal transduction
Cellular component (GO): nucleus; cytoplasm
Molecular function (GO): signaling receptor binding
Source: RefSeq, a predicted model, not a curated record